Molecule: messenger RNA, 661 nt
Organism: Paramecium sonneborni
Lineage: Eukaryota; Ciliophora; Oligohymenophorea; Peniculida; Parameciidae
Source: the annotation of a GenBank genome assembly
AAAAUAUUAAACGAUAAUGUCAAAUCAUCCAUAAGCUGCUUAAUAACCAUAAUAAGCUCCAGCUCCUUAGACAUAAUAAAGACCUACAGGUCCAGUUUAUCCAAAUACUUAUUUACCACCUACUUAUUAUCCAGCUUCUCCGAUUAGAUAAUCUUAUGUGGCUCCAGUUGCUCCAGUUUAAUAUGCACCAGUGGCUCAAAUGCCUGUUGCACCUAUAGCUUCUGUUCCUGUUUAAUAAUUCGCACCUGUUUAAGUUUAGCCAAUUGCAGUUGCCCCUGUAGCUCCAGUUGCUUAAGUAAAUUUGAAUUUCAUUUUAGCACCAAUCAAUAAAAGGUGAAUCUAGAAUAGAAUACAUUCCAUAUUAAAAAGCUGUUGUUGAAUAUGAAGAAUAAGAAAUUGUGUCCUAUGUUCCAAGAGAAACUAAAGUCACAGAUUAUUAUGCUGUUGAAUAUUAAACUGAAUAUAUUCCCUAAGUAUUUUAAGAGAAAUACACAGGUAAUAAAUGAAAAUAUAUAUUUCAGAAUAUGUACCAGUUGAUAGAUAUUAAGAAAGAGUUGAAUAUUAUCCAGUAGAAAGAUAAGUUGUUCAUUAACAGCCAACUUAAUAUGUAUAAUAAGCUGUAUCAGUUGUUCAAUAACCNUAAAUAUGUUUCUCUUUUUGA